Molecule: messenger RNA, 1581 nt
Organism: Acytostelium subglobosum LB1
Lineage: Eukaryota; Evosea; Eumycetozoa; Acytosteliales; Acytosteliaceae
Exons: 4
Coding region: 1-1581 (526 amino acids)
Biological process (GO): regulation of TOR signaling
Cellular component (GO): KICSTOR complex
Molecular function (GO): protein binding
Source: RefSeq, a predicted model, not a curated record
AUGAGACAUAUAUCACUUGUAGAUAGAAUAGUGUUCAAUUGGAAAGGCAACGUGUUUAGACGUGCGAUCACUCUAGCCGAUGUUGACAAUGAUGGUGAUAAUGAACUGAUCGUUGGUAGUCUUGAAGGCAACCUCACUAUAUUCAAGGGCAUUGAUAAGCAUCCUUGGAAGGUUGCCAACAACAUUGGUUCAAUCACUUGUGUAGCAGUUGGUGACCUGUUAGAUAGUCACAGGAACUUGUUGGUAGUGAUAUCAUCAGAGGGAAUAUGUAAUAUAUAUAAUGUUGCUGCUAAUGGAGUCGAUCAAACAACAACAUCCGAACACUUGGUACCAAUGCUCUCACAGCGACUGCCACCAAACGCCUCGGCAAUACUCAUUGGCGACGUGGACAAUGAUGGAAAGAAUGAGCUGGUCAUUGGCACAUACGAUCACACGCUCUACUCAUUCAGUCUGCAGAAGCAGUCGCAGCAGCAGCAACAACAGCAGAUGAUCAUGGAGGACGGCAGCGGCGCUGGCGAUCAGAAGGAGUGGACAUUGGUUUGCAAGAACAAGUGGCAACUGCCCGGACAGAUUGGCACGCUCGUGAUGGCCAAGGAGUCGGGCGGCAACGAGAUAUUGAUCGUGGGACUGUGCGAGGGCACCAACUACAUCAUACUGGACAACAAGGGACAGCUGUACAAGGAGGAGCGAUCAUCGACCCACCCCAACAUCAUGUCAUCGUCAUACUCCCCGCCCUACAUGGCUGGCUCGCACUCGUCCGCGGGUAUGGGCAUGGGCAUGGGCAUUGGCAGCGACUUCUCCAAUUCAACUGGCGGCGCGGGCGAGAUCAUGUCCAACAACGAGACAUUCAUAUCGAUCGACCACCUGAGGAAGCGCAAGACAGACAUCAUCACCAACAUUAGCGCGCCGCUCAAUCUGCGCGCCGGCACUUGCUUGGUCAACGAGGAUGGCGUGGAGGAGCGCAUCGACGAUUCCGAUACUGCCUCCAUCAUCGCGACGGCCACGUUGGACGGCGUGCUCAAGCUGAAGCGUGUCGGCAAGGGCAUCGUGUGGAAGAUGGAGAUCGAGGAGAUGGGCAGCGGCCAGCUGGUCGCACUCUAUGCCGCGCCCCUGUCGCGUGACACCCACGGCAACGACUACAUAGUGGCAUGUGGCUGGGAUGGCUUGACCGUGGUGGUGGACAGCGAGCGCAACAUCGUCUCGUUCAAGUUUGGCGACCGCGUCUGCGCCUUUACCACUGGCAACUACACAAUGUGUCGUGGCGCCGCCAGCACGCCCUGCUUUGUUUACGUCACGUUCUUUGGCGAGAUCUACCUGUACCAUAACCUAAACAUCCAGCUCAAGCCGACGCACAGUCUGAAAUGGACGACCAAGCAGCAGAUGGACGAACUGGUGGCGCUGGCUGCCACUGGCCUGGCGGGCGGCCAGGCCCUGGGGACUGUAGACGAGUUCUACUCAACACUCCUUUCGCCACAAUUCGACAAACAGUUACUUGGACAAUAUUUAGAUCGGCUCAAACAAGAUCGUCGUCGUCGUGGUCAGUCGUCAGAAGUUGUAGACGGACAGGACAAUCUGGCGUAG